UCAUACAUCUAUUUCGGUAACCCACGCUUCUGAGAGGGAUACUCUUUGGCUAAAAGGUGCAAACCAAACAGUAGUAUUUUGCGCUACUACUGAGAAUUUCUAUUGAAAAUCAAUACAAUAAAAUAAUUUCUAUCAGUGAAAUAUUGAGUGCGCUGCAUAUUAUUAAUAGAAUCUUUCGUAACAUUGUAUCAAAGAGGAUUUAAGCAGGCGGCUUUGUGUGGUUAAUAACAGGACACAACUUCAUUCAGAAGUGAUACCUAAAUAUGAUGCAAGUACGGACAGAUUCGGUGCGGAUAAUGUUUUAUAACAUUAUUUUUUUGUUUUUUAUUCUUAUUUGCAACUCGAUUGCCUUUGCAGAAGACGUUUCAACCGAAAAUAUAAUGCAAUUGCCAUCGGACAAUGAAACUUCGAAAUGUGGAUGUGACGAAAUGUUUGUCUACGAUGCCGUUAAUGACAGAUGUAUGGUGAAUUUCAAAAAAGUUUUGAAAAAAGUCAUGGUUCCUUACGCUAAGACAGAUGUCAACUCUUUACCCGAAGAUGAAUUAGCAAGAUCAAUUUACGUCGAAGGUGAAAAUCUAUUCAGAGGGAUCAUGAUCUCAGUAAUCCUGUUCAUAGCGUGCGCAAGUGCUUGUGUUCUAGCUGCUUGCAUCUACUGCUGCAGAAUUAAUUACUCGGAUUGGACAUUGAAACAUAACGUUAAGGCUCUGGCAAAGAACCUGAAAACAAACUACGAUCCUAAGAAAAUGUCUCCAAAGCCUGCUCCAUUACCAGCGAUAUCUGAAAGCUGUAGCGUCGUUGUGGAACCAGCGGGUGUCUUUGUUGCUUAAUUUACUAAGUGAAAUUUUUUUUUGUAUCAAUAACUAAAAAUAAAUACUACAACACAACACUCGCAGUACA
Helicoverpa armigera (cotton bollworm) is the source of this 897-nucleotide messenger RNA. RefSeq lists its product as uncharacterized. The transcript is spliced from 7 exons. NCBI's taxonomy places the organism in Eukaryota, Metazoa, Arthropoda, Insecta, Lepidoptera, Noctuidae. The coding region runs from base 264 to 827 and encodes 187 amino acids. The record is from RefSeq and is a predicted model, not a curated record.